Molecule: messenger RNA, 5011 nt
Organism: Ananas comosus (pineapple)
Lineage: Eukaryota; Viridiplantae; Streptophyta; Magnoliopsida; Poales; Bromeliaceae
Product: ATP-dependent RNA helicase DEAH13
Exons: 12
Coding region: 488-4465 (1325 amino acids)
Biological process (GO): maturation of SSU-rRNA from tricistronic rRNA transcript (SSU-rRNA, 5.8S rRNA, LSU-rRNA)
Cellular component (GO): nucleolus; intracellular anatomical structure
Molecular function (GO): RNA binding; ATP binding
Source: RefSeq, a predicted model, not a curated record
CCCCAACAGGACGGGUUAAACCCGAAUCCUCCCCCCUCCUACUCACUUUAUACCGGACUCUCGUCGCCAAUGUUUCGUGAGUUCCGAUGUGGGACUAAUCGAUGGGCUAACGGUGUUGUCGCACGGAAUCGGAUACCCCUGAUUCAGACGGUCGAUUUCCAUGCAAAACCCCUCGAAACUGGGCGGUUCGGUUCCGAAAAACCCUAACUAGUAGUUCUCAACUGGAAUCGAGGGGAUUUACGAUUGCGUGCGUUUGUUUCUUGCGAAAUCCCCAACUUAGGAGGUGGAUUUCACGCAAAGGCUUCGAAAUUAGGGCCUGGGCUCGGAUAAACCCUAAUUCUCAGCUGGAAUUGGAGGGUUUUAGGACUACUCAGUCGGUUCUGGUUUACUUUUUACCCUUUUUUUGUUUUUGGAUGAAAGAUUCCUCUUCCUCGACGUCUCUUUCGAAUUGAUCUGGGAGUAAGAUUUUAGUUUGGUACAAAGAAGAAUGGGAUCGAAAAGUGAGAAUUUUGACCAGGCUUUCGAUGAGAGUGUUGGAUUAUUGGGGCCACAAGCGAUUUUAGAUAGAUCAAAUGCGGAUGGAAGCAAUGCGAUUAUAAUGGUCGGCAAGAGAAAGGGCAAAUUAAAAGGAAAAGGGGAGGUUUCUGAGAUUAGAAAGAAGAAGGAAGCUGCAACUUUGAGCAAAAGCAAGCAAAGGAAGUUAAAGAAGUUGGAGGACGAGAAACAAAAGAAGUUGCUGGAAGCUAGAAGUAUUAAGCUUCUGGGGAAAUACAAGAUAUCUGAUGGUGCAUAUUCUUUUCUCCAUUCUUCAGGGACUAUUGGUCAAGCUGAGACUAUGAAGGAAAAACGUAGGCGAGUAGUUCAAUUUUCCAAGGCAGGCUUGGAAAUUCCUGAAGAAAUUCUACCUUUAGAGAAGGGCAGACGGAAAGUUUCUGAGGAGAUUGAAAUCAGUGAGAAAAUUGACUCUGUUCAAACCAACCUAGAAAGUGUUGGUCAUGGAGAGCAACAAGAUGACGAAAGUCAUAGCUUGUCUUUUAGAUCUAACAUAAAAGCAAUUAGUAAAAGCAAACCAGUUGCGGAUAUUGGAUCAAGUGUGUCACUGCCAACAGAAGAAACAAAUAGAGUCGUCAUUAUGGGGAUUCAAGAAAAGCAAAAAGUCUCUCCACCAAUUUGUAGUCAUGCUGCUAUAGCACAUGACAUUAGUUUGCAGGACAAAGGGGUAGAAGGACCAAAACCAUGUAGCCAAACCGCAAAACUAUCUGGAGAUACUUCUCUCCAGGGGAAUUUUAACACCCCUAUUGUAGUGCAUGUAACAAGGCCAACUGAGGUUGAGGAGAAAAGGAAAGAUCUCCCAAUAAUUAUGAUGGAGCAGGAAAUAAUGGAAGCUAUCAACGAGCAUUCUAUUGUUAUUUUGUGUGGAGAGACAGGAUGUGGUAAAACGACACAGGUUCCUCAGUUCUUAUAUGAAGCUGGCUUUGGGUCAAGUAGUCGUUGUGACAGAAAAGGAAUAAUUGGUGUAACCCAACCGCGUCGUGUUGCUGUUCUUGCUACGGCUAAAAGAGUUUCCUUUGAGUUAGGUCUUGGUCUUGGAAAGGAGGUUGGUUUUCAAGUUCGGCACGACAAAAUGAUAGGAAAAAACUGUUCCAUUAAGUUUAUGACGGAUGGAAUUUUGCUUCGAGAAGUUCAGAGUGAUUUCUUAUUAAAGCGCUAUUCCGUGAUCAUCUUGGAUGAGGCUCACGAAAGGAGCUUGAACACUGAUAUACUAAUUGGCAUGCUAUCACGAAUAAUAAAGCUUCGACAGAAAUUAUAUGAGGACCAGCAGGAGAAGAUUAAAUCAGGAGGGAGGCUCAAUUCAGAAAAUAUGGUCAGUCAGUUAAAGCUCGUGCUAAUGAGUGCCACCUUGCGAGUUGAGGACUUCAUUUCUAAUAGGAGAUUAUUCAGUGAGGCCCCUCCCGUUCUAGAGGUCCCAGUAAGACAAUUUCCUGUCACUAUUCACUUUUCAAAAAGGACCCACGAAGAUUAUAUGUUACAAGCUUAUAAAAAGGUCAUGUCAAUCCACAAGAGGCUUCCACCUGGUGGAAUACUUAUGUUUGUCACAGGCCAGAGGGAAGUUGACUUCCUGUGUAAGAAGCUAAAAAGAGCAUCACGAAACUCUUACGAAAAGAAAUUCACAAGAAAGGGAGAGGAUCAGAUAAGUGCAAGCUCAGAACUGGACAUGAAGGAAAUCAGUGAAGCCUAUGAAAUAGGAAGCGAUUCACCUGAUAACCAGAAUAACAGAUUCAGUUCAUACGAUGAGGAUGAGAAUAAUUUGGAAAUUAAUUCCGAUUCUUCUGAUUUGGAAAUAGAGAGUGAGUUUGAAAUUAAUAGUGAGGAUGAAGAAGAUGAAGAGCCUAUUACUUGUGAAGGCCCACAAGAAGUCAGUUCGAUUUUGGAUUUUCUAAGAGACAAAGAGCGCAUAUCUUCACUCAAGGCUUCUUUUGAUGCCCUGGCUGGAAAUUCUAGGGUACAAAAUAGUGAAGAAAGCCCUAGCUCCCCCAUCACUGACAAUAUGAAAAAAUCUCAAGGAAUGAAGACUUCAUCUGCCGGUCCCCUCCAUGUCUUGCCACUUUACGCAAUGCUACCUGCUUCUGCUCAGCUUCGCGUAUUUGAGAAUGUGCCUGAAGGGGAAAGGCUUGUAGUUGUAGCCACAAAUGUUGCUGAGACUUCUUUAACUAUUCCUGGCAUAAAAUAUGUGGUUGAUACAGGAAAAGAAAAGGUCAAAAAGUACAAUUACAUCAAUGGGGUGGCGGCUUAUGAAGUACAGUGGAUAAGCAAAGCAUCAGCCUCCCAGCGGGCAGGACGAGCUGGAAGAACGGGGCCUGGGCACUGUUACCGUCUCUAUUCCUCUGCGGCCUAUAGUAAAGAUGAUUUAUUUCCAGAAUUUUCCAGUCCCGAGAUUUCCAAGAUUCCAGUAGAUGGUGUCGUCCUCCUCCUGAAGUUCAUGGGUAUUGAUAAGGUCGCCAACUUUCCUUUCCCGACACCUCCAGAGAAGGAAGCUUUGGUGGAAGCUGAACGUUGUUUAAAGGCCCUUGAGGCGCUUGAUAGCAAUGGCAGACUUACACCUAUGGGGAGGGCUAUGGCACAAUACCCGAUGAGUCCCCGCCAUUCCCGAAUGCUUCUCACAGUUAUUCAAAUCAUGAGAAAUAAGCAAAGCUACCCCAGAUCAAACUUCCUACUAGGGUUUGCAGUUGCUGCUGCAUCGGCUUUAAGCUUUUCUAGCCCUUUCCUUUUUCACUUUGGCGAGAACCACGAGACCAGGGAUGAAAUGGAUCAAGAAGAGAAAUCUGACCAAGUGAAGGACCCACAAGAGAAGGAGAGGCAGAAGAAGCUUAAAUCAAUGGCUAGAGAGGCUUAUGCGAGAUUUUCCAAUCCCAGCAGCGAUGCUUUAACUGUAGCUUAUGCUUUACAGUUAUUUGAACUCGCAGGAAACUCUUUAGAAUUUUGCAGGAAAAACUCACUUCAUUUCAAAACCAUGGAAGAGAUGUCAAAGUUGAGAAAACAGCUCCUUCAGCUGGUUUUUCAUCACAGCAAGCUUAAUGAGGGAUUCACUUGGAAUAAUGGAUCUAUUGAGGAUGUAGAGAACUCUUGGAGGAAUAAUUCCAACAUUUCCAAUAAAAACCCUUUACAAAUGUUUGAAGAGGAGAUUAUAGGGCAAGCCAUAUGUGCCGGUUGGGCUGACAGGGUUUCGAAGCGUGUUCGAGCAGUUCCGCGAUCAUCAGAAAAUGAUAAAAAAAUCCGGGCCAUUCGGUACCAAUCUUGUGCUCUGAAAGAUACUGUAUAUAUCCAUCGCUUCUCUUCUGUUUCUCAGUCUGCAUCGGAUUUUCUAGUUUAUUCUGAACUUCUAUACACAAAGAGGCCAUAUAUGCAUGGGGUAACCAUGGUAAAGCCCGAUUGGAUACUAAAGUAUGCGACUCCUCUUUGCACCUUUUCAGCACCACUAAAAGAUCCUAAGCCCUAUUACGAACCUCUAAGUGAUCAAGUGUUUUGUUGGGUAAAUCCCACUUUUGGCCAACAUAAUUGGCAACUUCCUUUACAUAGUAUUCCUAUCGAAAAUAGCAUACUACGGUUGAGUGUAUUCUCUUGUGCUUUGCUUGAAGGUGAUGUGCUGCCUUGUUUAAGAUCUGUUCAAAAGUUUCUCGCAGCACCACCAUCUAAUAUAUUGAGACCCGAGGCAUUGGGCCAAAGAAGAGUUGGCGAUCUUUUGAAUAGAAUGAAGGUUGGUUCGAGGAUUGUGGACAGCCGCGCAAUGUUAAGAGAGAUGUGGAGUGAAAGCCCUAAUUUUUUGUAUUUAGAGAUCCAGCAGUGGUUUCAGGAGAGGUUUCAUAAUCGGUUCAGAGAAGUGUGGGAACAUAUGCAUCGCGAGGUUCUUCUCGAGGGCCAUGAACUUUACCCGAAGAGGGCAAAAAAGGGGAGGAAAAGAGAAUAAUAUAAAGUCAAGAAUGCAUAAAACUAUGAUCAAUAUGGCUUCUGAUUUUUCACCACCUUUGCCGCCGUUUGAAGAGUUCAAUUCCUAUACAAGCUUUUCUAGAAAGAUGAAUCUCUAUAUUGAGGUUACCAGUUAUCAUGCAUGAUGGCACCGCAGGAAUUCGGAGUUGUGCUCCUUACCAACGUCUAGACCAAAUUCAUGAAACUGGAUUCGCGAAUUGUAUAGCAAGAGCUGGGAAAGCUUGGACCGCAACUGUUAAGGUUCACCUCUGCAAUUUGAUUCACGAAGCGGGAUGUGAUUGGAAAAUCGAUUAAUUUAAAUUUACCCUCGUAGAUUUUGAAGGGUGACACAAGAGUUCCUUAUUUAGCAUCCGUCAUUCUUGUUGCGCUUGUCCGGAAAAAGCUUCAGUUUUGUACUUAUUUAAGAGCAAAUAUAAGCGACCUACCUGGAUGCUGUAAUUAUAGUCAGAGAGAUGAGUGGAAUGCUAAUGUGCAGUUAGGAAGGAAAUUGAUUUCAUUUGGAGUUAAAAAAAAAAGUGCUUAUAAU